Molecule: messenger RNA, 1674 nt
Organism: Ogataea philodendri
Lineage: Eukaryota; Fungi; Ascomycota; Pichiomycetes; Pichiales; Pichiaceae
Exons: 1
Coding region: 1-1674 (557 amino acids)
Biological process (GO): DNA-templated transcription initiation; RNA polymerase II preinitiation complex assembly
Cellular component (GO): transcription factor TFIID complex; SAGA complex; SLIK (SAGA-like) complex
Molecular function (GO): TBP-class protein binding; protein heterodimerization activity; DNA binding
Source: RefSeq, a predicted model, not a curated record
AUGUCUUCACCGUUUACUCCAAACAUGAGUCAAUCACCACCAAACGCCGCUGGACAGCGCGUAAUUCAGCAAAUCAGUCCGCAGCAUGCGCAGCAACUGUUUAGACACUACCAAUUGGAGAAAGACAUGGCCGAGCGGUCGGGACUCGACACUCCUGAGGGAAAGGAACACAUGGAAAAGGCACAGAAGAUUAAGGAGAUCCUGAUGAAAUACAACAGAAGACAGCAGAUGUUGAGUGCGCAGGCGCAACGUGGCGGGGCGAACCCUGUUGCUGGUGUUCAGCAGGGGUCUCCUGCUCCUGGUUCGCAGAUGGGAACUCCGCAAAUGGCCAACACUCAGUUGAACAAUGCUCGUGCCCAGAGCGCCACAAAUGCCGGGUCGCCGCAGCAAAACGUUCCCGGGGCACGUCCAAACAUGGGCCCGCAGACAGGGCAGCGCCAGCAAUCGUCGCCGCCAAUGGGGUCCGGCACACCUCCUCCACAAGGACAGUCCCAGGCUAUUCAGGACCCGCAAGCCAAGUACCAGCAAGUUUACACGAUUACGGAGAAAUUUAAGGCCCAAUUGGCCGUUAUUCAGGCCAAGUUGAACGAUCCAAAUACCCCAAGCAACGAGAUUGCUCAAUAUAUGCAGAAAGAGAGAGAGCUGAGUGGAAAAGUCGAGCAGUGUCGCAGAUUUGCCCAGCAGCUAACACAACAAAUUAACAUGUCGCAGAACCAGUCGAGAGUGGGCUCUCAGCAACCGCAAGGCGACGUGUAUUCGCCGCAAGUGAUGAACCCGCAGCAGCAGGCUCUUCAGCAACAGAGAAUGAUGCAGCAGCAGCAGCAGCAGCUUCAACGGCAGAACUCUGCCUCUUCGCAGCAACAGAGACUCUCGCAGCCUCCGCAGAUGCAGUCACCAGCCAUGCAGCAGCCAAUGAUGGGCCAGAUGCAAAUGCAGAUGCCUAUGCAACAGAUCGCUGCUCAGCAGGGUGGUGUCAAGCCAGGAGUGCAAAAACAGGCUGGAAUACCGCCAGCCAAGAAGCAGAAAGUUGGCACUCCUGCUCCAGGCACUCCGAUCACGAGUGUCAACGCUGCUGCCUCAAAGCCGGUUGCUGGAGCUGGUCCCGCUGCUGGGCUGGGACCUAUGGCAGGCAGUGUUUCGUCAGACUCUUCGCGGUCGCGGUUUCAGAACAUGCCUAUUCCCGAGGACCUCAACAUUGGCAGUCCGCAGCCAGUUUCGAUCAAACAGAACAAUCGUCCGUCCAUACUGAACGGAAACUCCAUUGGGGCCUCUUCGUUGACGACGCCUGUGCUUGUGCGGCCACAGAACUUCGAGCUAGAGGGCGAGCGUGUUUUGAACCGCAGAAAGCUCAAGGAGCUAGUCAAGUCUGUGGGGGCCGACGAGGGAGACGCAGAGGUGACGAUCGACGGAGACGUGGAAGACCUGCUUUUGGACCUUGCGGACGAGUUCAUCACGUCGGUCACGUCGUUCGCGUGCCGUUUGGCCAAACACCGCAAGUCUGAGAGCAUCGACGUGCGCGACGUGCAACUACACCUCGAGAGAAACUGGAACAUCCGCAUUCCGGGCUACUCUGCCGACGACAUUCGUACUGUUCGCAAGUUUAUUCCUACUCCGUCUCACAACACCAAGCUGAACGGUAUUUCCAUCAACAAGAGUGUAAACAAGAACCAAUGA